This is a messenger RNA of Epinephelus lanceolatus (giant grouper), 2120 nucleotides long. NCBI's taxonomy places the organism in Eukaryota, Metazoa, Chordata, Actinopteri, Perciformes, Serranidae. The record is from RefSeq and is a predicted model, not a curated record.
UUAUUGUCAUCCUCCCUGCUGUAGGAUCCCUUCCUGGCUGAGAUGCUGCAGAACAAUAAGGACCAGAUCAUGUGUUACCACGAACACGACUCCCUGCUGGACCACAAGGAGGAGGAAGCCCUGAGCGAGGAGGAUCGCAAGGCUGCCUGGGCCGAGUAUGAAGCAGAGAAAAAGGGUGUGUCCAUGAGGACCAACUACCCGGCAGGAUACCUCCAGACUAACAUGGGCUCCUCCAACUACUUCUCCUACAACAUGGCAGCUUUGGCCUCCAUGACCAACCAGCAGCUGGAGGAGCUUAUAAACCAGGGACGACAGAAAGUCAUUGAAGCAACAAAUGCAUUGAAGACUCUAGCCCGGGAGUCACUGGAAGAUACUAUCGCCAGAGUGUGGAAGGAGAACCCAGCACUCACAGAGAGUCAGGUCCAGGCCAUGGCCCUGGGACGACAGGCCAGUGUGGAGCUGGAGGUCAAGCGCAGGGAAGUCGCAUACAGGGACGUUCUCACCAGGCAGCAGACGUUGAUGAUGUACGUGCAGAAGCUGAUCACCAACAGGAAGGUGCAGGAGCAGCAGCUGGCCAUGGCCAACCAGGCCAGCUACCUGAACCAGCUGGCCAUGCAGAACGGCAUGAUGGGAGGCAGCGGGCUCAGCCAGAUGGACCUGCUGGGGCUCUACCAGCAGCUCCACGGCCUGGGCAAGAAUCCCGGGCCCUCCAAAGGCCUGUAGGUCAGAGGGACUUCCUCACCACUCACUACCCCCUCCCCCCACUCAACUAGACGGCUCCCAGUGGGCCAGUCCAAGCGAGGCCCAGUUCUCUGUAACAAACGCACUGUGACACCACCACUCAGAGCUCAAAGCAUCUGGUGCACCAAGCAGAGGGUGGAGUACUUUUGAGACUAGGCUGCUGUCCACUGGGGCCUAAAGUGGGAUAGACUCUCAGUUCUUUAUUCUGUAGUUCAUUGAGAGAAGGUGGAAUAUAAUGUAUAAAUGACUGUGUGAAAGGGGUCUGUUAGGAGUUUCAACAGAAAAAAAAAAAUGUAUAUACCGCCUUAAUGUUAUUCAAGUUCUAUAUCUUCAUUUUUCAUGUAUUUAAAGACAAAUUUUACCCCCAAAGCAUUGUAUUGUUUUUCUCUUAAAGAGGGUUUGCUUAUUAUUUAAACUCAGUUUUUUAUACUGUUUUAAAUGCCUAACUAAACCUGAGUGGGACCAGUGUCGUUGGUGACAGGACUCUAUGAUGUAAAGCUCUACAUGAUUAUUAGACCCGGUAGAUUCCUUCACCAAUAUAUAGCAAAGCAGACAGCUGAGAGUGCUGCUAAGUCCUGCUCUUUUUGGGAGACUGAAGAAACCGAUAAGUCAACAAAAAACAGAAAAAAAAAAUUGGCCUUAUAUUCAUUUCCUAAAUAAAGCUCUGUAAAGUUCUGAGAUUUCAGAUUUGUUGAGAAUCUUUUCUAUUAUGCUUUUAAAUGUUUACAUUAGUUGUUGCUAAACAUGGUAAUGGAAUGCUUGUGUUGUUCAAAACUGCCUGCCGAUUCCUAUGACCUUUUUUGUAACAUCAUUCUCAUUGUCACGUGUUGUCUAGCAUAGCACUGUGCGUCCUGUUCAUUGUUUAUGUUCCACUGGGGUGAGUGACUGGGUCUCGCAAAGCACAACCAAUUCAGCCGGAUAUCACAGGGCCCAAAACUUUUCAUUUUACUUGUCUGUCAACGGUGUUUCACGGUGGAUUUGAUAGGAAGAGUGAAAAAGAAAAUCUUAUUAUAUAUCUGGCUGAUUUGUUUCCUCUGCUUUGUGAGAAGUGCCUUCUGGACACUAGUCUCACCAGGUAGGCCCCCCAGUCUACCUGUAUUCUACUUUGGCACAUUUUUUGCUUCUAAAUGCUUAUGCUGGUGUAGCUGUUAAUCAAGAGGAAUAAUUCUCAUUUCUCACAGAGAUGCCUGUUGUCUCUAGUUGGCUCCUGUGUCUGCACAAGGUGUAUUUCAUAAAUGUAGAGAAACUCUUUUGCCCUCCUCUAAGAAUGUUCUUAUGUUAGCAAAUACACCAACAUGAUUUGCCAUGCAAUCUGAUCUGCUAUUAUCUUGAUAAGUAUUUAAUAUAACAUUUAAUAAAGUGACCAAAAGGAUGAGCAA